AUGGCGCCGUCCUCACGUCUUCUUACGGCCGUGCCGCUUCUGCUAAUCCUUCUCGGCGGCGCACUAACCCCCGCCUAUGCGGACACCGAUGGCCGCAACCGCCGGCGGCACACCCGCUUGUUCGCGUUCGGCAACUCGCUCACUGACACGGGAAACGGGCCCAUCUUCCCGGUGACUGCAGGGUCCUUCCACCCAGCCUCCGUACGGGGAGACCUACUUUGGCCAUCCCAGCGGCCGGGCUUCCAACGGCAGGCUUAUCCUCGACUUCCUCGGUAUGUAUGUAUAUAUGUCAUCAACAUCAAACUGGAGGAGCUGAAGGUGCCAGAGCCGACGCCGUACCUCGCCGGCAGGACGGCCGCCGACUUUGUGAACGGGGCCAACUUCGCGCUGGGUGGUGCAACGGCGCUGGACCUGGCGUUCUUAGCAACCAACGGCCGCCCAUCUCUCUGGCUAAUGAGACGAGCUGAUCAACGUAAGAUCAUGGCAAAGUCGGUCUUCUACGUCGGCGAGAUCGGUGUCAAUGACUACUUCGUCGCCCUAAGCAACAACUCCGUCGACGUCGCGGUGAGCCUGGUUCCACACAUCAUCGGCGCCGUCCGUUCGGCCCUGACCGCCAUGAUCGCUGCCGGGGCGAGGACGUUGGUGGUCACGGGGAUGCUGCCAAUCGGCUGCGAGCCGCAGCAGCUGGCCCUGUUCCCGGGCGGUCCGGGAGACUACGACCCUACCACCGGCUGCAUCACGCGGUUCAACGUGCUCGCCGAGCACCACAACCACCGGCUGAGGAUGAUGCUCAGGGAGCUCCGGAGCAACUACGGCAGGUCCCUGACCCUCCUCUACGCCGACAUCUACCGCCCCGUGCUCAAGGCCAUCGCGUCCCCCGCCUGUACGUUUUCGGCGACACGCCGCUGGCCGCGUGCUGCGGGGGCGGCGGCGGACCCAACAACUUCAACUUCAUCGCGUUCUGUGGCACGCCGGCGUCGACGACGUGUGCCGACCCGUCCAAGUUCGUCUCCUGGGACGGCAUCCACUUCACCGAGGCUGCCAAUAGGUUCAUCGCUCGUAACAUGA
Molecule: messenger RNA, 1068 nt
Organism: Miscanthus lutarioriparius
Lineage: Eukaryota; Viridiplantae; Streptophyta; Magnoliopsida; Poales; Poaceae
Source: the annotation of a GenBank genome assembly